Messenger RNA from Neodiprion virginianus, 1355 nucleotides. RefSeq lists its product as uncharacterized. The record is from RefSeq and is a predicted model, not a curated record. The transcript has 5 exons. Lineage: Eukaryota; Metazoa; Arthropoda; Insecta; Hymenoptera; Diprionidae. The coding region runs from base 197 to 748 and encodes 183 amino acids.
CUACACUUUUUUCACUGUACGAAAUAUCUGCGCCCACGACGAGAUCGACGCUUUAUAGAAGCGCGAUUUGUUGAGUCAAGUGCGAAAAUAAUUACGGUGUCUAAGAUACGUUUUAUCGUUAUUGCAUAUCUACGAGUAAGGAUUCUUCUGUGCUUUAAUGCCUGAGGGGCCAAUUUUCACGGCUUAGGGAGCAGGAAUGAUCCUGUUUGGAUUAAUCAUCCUUUUAACCCUGAGCUGGGAAACUCAGGGCUUAUUCUACCACAUUCAAGAUUGCGAGAUUGAGGCAAUCGACGAAGAAUGGUUCGACGUUGAUGCAAGCUCUUGUGAGCUGGAGCUUUUGAACGAUACGUUUAACGCCCUGAAAGUGGAUUUAACUGUUAUCAAGGACUUUCCAGAGGAUACGUAUGGAGAAUUUGACGCGUUUUUACGUAGAGCUGGAAAUUACAAAACGAGCGCAGGUAUUUACGUUAAAGAAGAUAUCUGCAGUUUUGUCAACGAGGAAGUAAUGUUAGGGGAUUUCUUUAAAACCAUUGGUAUAACCGAGAAUAAUUGCCCCCCGAAAAAGGGUAUUUUUACAAUGGAAAAAUCGUGGUACCCGUCAAGAAAAUUAUUGCCGAAGACGGUGGAUGGAAUGGAGUACAAGACGAUGUUCGCCAUUACUAUAAACGAAAAGCGUGUAUUGAUUCUCGCGGUUUACACUGACGUAGCUUCGUCGGAAUGGGAAACUGAUGACGAUGCCGACAAUUAGGUCAGAGAUCAAAGCCACGUUCUAACAAGAAAAAAUGAAAACAUUGACUCAAAACGCUUUUAUUUGAGUAAAGAGACACUUUUUGGAUGAUUUUGAGAUGUUUUGGACAUGUUUGAGAAAUCGAGUAUUUUUUAUUUUCAUAAUUUCCGUUUUUAUCGCAAUGAGAGAAUAAUUCUACAAAAUGAAUAGCGGCAAUAGAUUUGACAGAAAAUUUUACCCCCCCCCCCCCUUUUUAUACACUCGACAAUUAGUGCAUGUCGAGAAAAUCGUGAAGAACGAAAAAUCAAUAUUGUAAACCAUAGUGCGCAAAAAAGCGAACGGGUUAACCAAUCGAUGAUACGUACGGUAAUGAAAGAAAAUUUUACUACGCUCCCAAUGUGACAAAUUUAAAUAUUAUCAUGCAUCGUGUAAAAAAUUGUAGCAGAAAUUCUGUAUUUUGCAAUGAUUUCGUUUUUAUACAAUUCUGCUGUUAUUUUUACCUCAUUAAUCAAUUGUAUGAUAAUUUGUGCUUUAUUUUAUUUAUUUUUUUCAUCCGUUCGUCCUUCUGAAGUUAAUAUAUAAAUACGUGUAAGAAAUAAUAUGAAAAUAAAAAUAAUCGAGCAUCGAA